AUGACGGGCGAUGGGAAGCGGGAUGUCAAGCAAGGCAUCAUGGUGCCUUAUGACGGUCAGCUGGCGGAAGCGGACGAUGAGACGAGCAGCAUCGAGACACCCAAUGCGAAGAGGGAAAGAAUAAGAGGUGAAAACAUCUCGUUAUGUGGGUCCAUCACCGAGUUUUUCCUCUUUCUUUUGACCUUCUCUUUGGCGAUGCUGGUCAAUCAGUCUGUGGCGACAUCGCGACUUAGUGAUCACAUCCGGAUGAAGCUGAAUCCGACGGUGCAUCCCAUCACCAGAAUUACCGACGUGAACACGCUCUAUGACUACCUCGAAGAGGUAUUCAUUCCAGCGAUUUACCAGAACACCACUGAUAUCCAACUUGCAGAGAGUAUCUCUCCGCACUUGAGACCCAUCGACAUCGCCAAUCGGUUGCUAGGGACCGUGCGGUUGCGACAGGUGCGCGUGAACCUCCAGGAGAACUGCCAAGUCCUUCCGCUCUUCGAGCAGUACACCGUGUCCUGCUAUCCCAACUACGCGCCAGGAACCGGCAGCACGACGGCCUUCGGACCCCAGCAGAGGUUUACCUAUUCAGAAGAUGUCUCUGGCAUUGACUACGAGGGUUCCCUGGGAGCGUACACUCCGCAUGGCUUCAUGCAACUCUUACCCUCCAAUGCCACACAAGCCUCGCAGCAGAUCCAACAGCUACGGAUUGAUGGCUUCUUAGACGCCGCCACCCGGGCGUUCUUCGCAGAGUUCAACAUUUGGAACUCCAACGUCGGCUUGUACGCAGUGGUGAACUUUGUCGUCGAGUUCGGAGCGAGUGGUGGCACUGCUCAAGAGAUUGAAAUUACGACCAUGACCGAGCGCGUGCUCACCGUGGGUGGCUUGGGAACUGGUAUGGACUGGUUUGCAUUUGUGCUGCUCAUUUUGGUGAUGGUCUUUGUGGUCCAAUUCAUCAUCGAGGAGGUGCAGGAGCUUUAUCAAAGCUGGCGAACCUACUUCUUUGAUGCUUGGAACCUGUUAGAUUGGGCCAACAUGAUCUUGCUUCUCGUGGGCUUCACCAUGCGCAUGCUCCUCUUCUCGGACGCUGCCAAUGCGAAUGUCGGCAUCGAGCAGCUGUCCAAUAAGGCUUUUUGGUUGGUGGUACAGCGAACCAGAUGCGCCACAAUCCCUCAAGCACAGGCAUAG
Molecule: messenger RNA, 1173 nt
Organism: Durusdinium trenchii
Lineage: Eukaryota; Dinophyceae; Suessiales; Symbiodiniaceae
Source: the annotation of a GenBank genome assembly